CUUUGUGCUUUUCAAGACAGCGAGGCGACACAAGGAAAAAAAACAGCUGGAUCCAAGGAUCAGUCCUGCUAGCGGCUCGGCUAGCUGUAACACCCCUUCAAGCUAGCGCUUUCUCCUCGGCUGCCUGACUUCCAUAAGCUGGUGGUGAGGCUGAUGAUGAGGUGUGAACAUGGAGGCUCCUGAAUACCUGGACCUGGAUGAGAUCGACUUCUCUGAUGAUUCAGCGUAUUCUGUGACGUCUCUGAAGAGCAUCCCAGAGUUGUCCAGGAGGAGUGAUGUCCCAGCCGAGGAGAGACCAGCUCCAGCCAUCAACUGGAGUCGCAGCGUUUCCUCCCACACCGGCGGGGGAAUCAAACCCACGGGGCUCGCUGAGGUCCACAGUAAGUUCCGGCCCGUGAAGAGGGUCUCCCCUCUCAAACACCAACCAGAGACCACCGACUCUGACUCAGAGGGUAAAGUCCAGGGCCUGGGCCUGGGGGAGCCGGGGGAGGCCAGUAAGGAUGACCCCAGCUCGGACAAAACGACUCCUGCCUCCACCUCCUCUGACGGGCCGGGAGGGAAGGCGAAGGGCCUGGGCGGCGGCGUUGGCGUCGUUGGAGGGAUCAACCCCCAGGCUCUAUUCGGGGAGCUGGAGCACUAUGAUCUGGACAUGGACGAGAUCCUGGACGUGCCUUAUAUCAAGUCCAGUCAGCAGAUGUCCACGCUGCCUCGGGUCCCCCACGACAAGCGCUCGGUGACGGGGAGCAACCUGGGCGGAGGGACCCUGGAGAGGACCCGGGGAGGGGGGCUGAAGAGCUCCGCUUUAGCCCUCAACGAGCCUCUGAGCCUGGGCAGCGGCAGCUCACAGACUCAGUAUUGUGUUCUGUCUCCGCUGAAGUGGUCAGACCUGAGGAAGUCCAAGUCGAUGGAUCCAGACCUCCAUCACCUCCACCGCUCCCCGGCUGGAGGAGGCUACCAGUCGGAGCUGCUCUCCUCCGGACUCCUCAGCUGCUCCUCCUCCGUCUCUUCUUUCUCUGAUGCAGACAAGCUGCUGUCUGCGCGGGUCUACCCAGACUCUCAGAACCAGAGGCCGGGAGUGGAGCCACCGGGGGGGGGCCCGGGGAUGAUGUUCCCCCUGCCCGGGUGCAGCGUCGGCAGGCAGGACGCCUCCAAGCCCAGGGCUCCUGGUCCAGGAGGAGGAGGAGGGGGCGGAGGCAGCAGUGGGCCCAGGGGGUUCGGAGGAGGUGGAGGAGCAGGAGCGGAGGUGGACGAGGAGACCAAGAAGAACCAGAACAUCAUCAACAUCGUCAGAGAGGGACAGAUGUCUUUGCUGCCUCACCUGGCAGCAGACAACCUGGAGCUGAUCAGAGACGAGGACGGGAACAACCUGCUGCACAUCUCGGCCUGUCAGGGCCACGCUGACUGUCUGCAGCAUCUCACCUCUCUGAUGGGGGAGGACAGCCUCAACGAACGCAACAACCAGCAGCUCACUCCCGCUGGUCUGGGAGUUAAGAACGGUCAUCUAGAGUGCGUGAGGUGGAUGGUGAGCGAGACGGAGGCCAUCGCAGAGCUGAGCUGCACCAGAGAACAUCCCAGCCUGAUCCACUACGCUGCCCGCUAUGGACAGGAGAAGGUCUUGUUGUGGUUGCUUCAGUUCAUGCAGGAACAGGCGAUCUCUCUGGACGAAGUCGACCAGAACGGAAACACUGCCGUCCACGUGGCAGCUCAGUACGGACACCUCACCUGUAUACAGACUCUGGUGGAGUACGGCUCCAAUGUGACGGUCCAGAACCAGCAGGGGGAGCGGCCUUCCCAGAGUGCCGAGCGGCAGGGACACACCACCUGUGCUCGGUACCUGGUCGUCGUGGAAACCUGCAUGUCGUUGGCCUCCCAGGUUGUUAAACUCACCAAACAGCUCAAUGAACAGGCAGCAGAGAGGAUUACUCUACAGAAACAACUGCAGAGACUGAUGGACCCCACAGAUGGGACACCUUCCAGAUCACCCAGCUCCCAUCAGCCCUCAGUGGAGGCGUGGCCGGAGAUGAUGUUGACAGCGGAGGGGACUCCAGGUGACGGUUGGUUGGUUCGUCAGGGAGGGGUGGGUCCAGACCCGGUGCUGCGGCAGCUGCUGGGGAAGGACAUGUCGGACACGCUGUGUCCCAGGGAGAGGCUGCCCCCGGCGGGCGGCCCCGGGGCCCCUGGGGCCCGCAGGACCGGGCUGGUGGAGAGGAGAGAGCUCAAACUAGCGAGACUCAAGCAGAUCAUGCAGCGCUCUCUGAGCGAAUCCGAUUCGGACGGUUAUCCGCCAGAGGAGGGUAAAAGUCAAGGCGCCUCAGCCUCAAACACACUGCGACCUGAUAGGCCGUCCCAUUUGCCAAUCGCAGAGGAGGAGCCAGCGUCAAACCACCUUAACCUGGUGAUGAGGAAGCACCUCCCUUCCUCCUCUUCCUCCUCAUGCAUAGCUGAGAGAAAGCUGGCGUUUUCUCUCAGCGGGUCAAAGUCGGCGGACAGCGUCGGUAUUAACCCCUCCCCCACCUCCAGCGACCCCGAGGCGGCAGACGGUAAAACACCAGACGCUUCCGGCGACCUCCAAGACGCCGCCAACGGCCAGAAAGUGGCCACCAGCCCCAAGAGCGCCCUGAAGUCGCCCUCGUCUCGCAGGAAGACAUCCCAAAAUCUCAAACUGAGGGUCACCUUCGACGAGCAGGUCCACAAGAGCUCCAAUCAGGAGGCGGAGCCGACCAAAGGGCAUCAUGGGAAGGAGAGGACUCCAACGGGAAGCUCUGAAAGCAAGCGGCCGUUCGGGGCGUUCCGCUCCAUCAUGGAAACGCUGAGCGGCAACACAAACCACAACAACAACAACAACAGUGGUGGUCAGUCAGGCUCCACCUGUCAGAACUCGCCUGGCAGGAAGUCUGAGAGUAAAAGCAGCCCAGGAGGAGGAGGGGCUAAGGGCAAGAGCAAAACCAGUAACGUUUAACCAACGAAUGCCUACUGAAGGCAGAGAGCACAUAACAAACAGACCGACAAAGCAAACGGCAAGAGGCAGCCGACAUGAGAAAUUUAUAUUCCAAUGGUAGCAGAGAUAUCGCAGACAUCCAUCAAGAAUAAACGUCCAUAACAAUCCACUCAAUGUAAACAAAUACAGGCUCAAAAAAGUGUUAAGAUGUAUUCCACAAGCUAAGUCACUGACUCCAUGGCAACAUCAUACACCCUGUUUACAUUACCCAAAGUAUCAUGGGAACUGCAGUUCCAAAGCUCUAAACAUAUACACACACACUAUGAUGAAUACAUGUUCUAGGAUAACAUGAGUAAUGGUAUUUCCAAGUGGGUUAAUGUAUCCUGAAAAACAAAUAAUUCAUGACAUCAAGUAACUAUGCCAUACACAAGCAAACAUAGCCAAGGGUUCAAAGGGUUAACACAUACUUUUUAAAUGACAGUAAAUUACAGCAGCAUAUGAAAAACACCAGACACUUAAUAUAACAUUGGACUUCGAGUGACCAAAUCGAAAGUGUGAUUUUUGUCACUCAAGAUAAGACUAAAGUUGUAUCUUCAGCUACAGAUUGUUUGGUCCAAACCACAGUGGUGAAAAAAAGCUGACUUUGCUUUAUUUUAGGGCAUACCAGCUGAUUACAAGCGGAUCUGGACUUGUUAAACAUACCUGUCAUCCUGCCAGCUUACCCUCUUAAACACAGGAGUCUUCGUGUGUUGGUUCAUAGUAAAAUGGUAAAAGGGACUUUCAGACAGAGCCAAUAAAAAGCCUGUCUGACUCUGGGUGAGAAAAGUUAACAUCUGCUCUCUUUUUACACAUAAUCCCUAGUUCACAUUACUACCACAAACACACUUGGUUACAUACUGAAUUAGUCAGCAAAAUAAAAGUUCCAGUCAAAGUCUUAUUAUUUUUUCACAAAAUAAUCUUUACUCAAUGUCCAUUUAGCAGCUUUUUCUGUGGCUUUAAACAGUAUCUCAUGGCUUGAGAGUGUGUCAGCUCCCAAAAAAAAGACUGUGAACUGUGAGUUAAGAUUAUUUUCUCAAACUACCAUUCCCAAAUUCAAGUUUAACACUCCAGUGACCAGACAUUUCCUCACACUUCUGUUUUCAUAAUUUCUAAUUAUCAAGUUUCUAAUGUUCUUUGCCUCUGACGUUUGACUUUUGAUGGUUUUUCUACAGAUGAAGGACUGAAACUCUGUUAAAGAUUAUGUUCACAUGUAUUUGACGGUGUUCUCCAGAGACAGGAAUCCCUUCAGAGUGAAUGAGAACAACCUGUGUGUUUAAUGUGUUUACUGAUAUUGAAGCAAUUGUUUAUGUUGACCGACUGAAGGAAGUGUGUUUGUGUAUUAAUCAGCAUCCUGCAGAAACCUCACAUAAUGCUACUUUUCAUAAAUUUUUUUAGUUUUGUCACAUUUAGUUUAAUGUCAGAUUACACAGAGUUCACUGGUCUGUUAAACUAAAACGUGUCUUCUAAAUGAAGGACGGUUUCUGGUUCUCUGCCACUCUGUUACUGAACUAAACACUAAAGAUGAA
Molecule: messenger RNA, 4503 nt
Organism: Perca fluviatilis (European perch)
Lineage: Eukaryota; Metazoa; Chordata; Actinopteri; Perciformes; Percidae
Product: synuclein, alpha interacting protein
Exons: 12
Coding region: 170-2959 (929 amino acids)
Molecular function (GO): ubiquitin protein ligase binding
Source: RefSeq, a predicted model, not a curated record